Molecule: messenger RNA, 1568 nt
Organism: Cynara cardunculus var. scolymus (artichoke)
Lineage: Eukaryota; Viridiplantae; Streptophyta; Magnoliopsida; Asterales; Asteraceae
Exons: 2
Coding region: 1-1389 (462 amino acids)
Biological process (GO): cell-cell adhesion
Source: RefSeq, a predicted model, not a curated record
AUGGUCGGGUGGAUACACAUCUCACUGGUGGUGGCAUCCGCCGGAAUAUUCCUCCUCCUCUUUCUCUUCUUCCACUGCUUCUGCCACACAAAACAACCGGAGCCCGUCGCCGGACCUCCGUCUAUACAAAACGGGAUUUCUAAGCUUCACCAUCAAGAUAAUGCAUUCAACAACAAAAGACGAACGAAUUACUAUGUUUCCCGACGUGGGUUAUCCUCGAAACCUUUGUUCAAUUGGUCCGACAACCCUUCACUCAUCGCCGACGCCGUGGAAAACGGUUGGUCACAAUUCGCCUUCACCGACUACGCAUCCUCCUUGUCUGUCCGAUCAAACCGGUUUCUACUGGGUUCCUGCGCUUCCUCAGGCGAUGGCAGUGGUGGCGACGCUGAGGAGGUGGAAAUCAGUUGGGAAGUCUGCCAGGGAUCCGCUGAUUUCAUGCAAAAGAUUCAUCUUAAUUCCGGAUUAAAGAAAAUGGCUUCGAGUACAAGCUCGUCAAUGGCUGCCGGUUCUGUCAUCAAAUCGGCCUUGCCAUUACCAGGUCCGGCGUUGGGGAAUUCAUCGCCGUUCCCACAAGAAGCCUACUUUGAAAUUACGAUAUUGUCCAUCUGUGAGAACGAAAAUGGAAUCGAUUCCGAUGGAAAGGCAAGGUUAAAUACGGGAGAAGGAGAGAAUAUCAAGUUAAUUCAAGAGCAUGGUGAAAUGCAUGCUAAUUGUGAAGAGUCAAAUGAUCGAACAAGUGUUAGUAAAGAUACAGUUGAAGGGAAAAAUGAAGUGUUUAUUAUGUUGUCGGUGGGUCUUACCGGCGGAGGUUCGUUGCCGGUGAAACUUCCGGGAAGUUAUCCGGGAUCCGUUGGCUUUAAUUCCGAUGGCUCUAUUUACUUGGAUGGAGUUAAACUGAUAACUGAAUUAGAAAUUGAAAGAUGGGAAAGAAACGAGAAGGUGAUUGGCUGCGGCUACAAUCCAAGCCAGAAGAAAGUUUUUUUCACGAUAGAUUCGAAACUCGUACAAGAAAUCCACUGUAAGACCGAGGAAUAUGGAACUCCGCUCUAUCCAACGUUGGCAGCGAACAGUGACAUUAUGGUACUUGUAAACUUCGGGCAAAGCAUCUUCAAAUAUGCACCAGCAAAUUCGCAAAGAACUCAAAAUCCCUGUUUCGUUGGACCGAUGGCAAAUUCUUCAUCGUCAGGGUACGAAGAUAGCAAAGAAUUUUUCUCAAUGGGUAGAAUAGAUUCACAGUGGUUAAAUCGACCAACAACAAGAAGUGGACAAUAUAACCUUAAUGUUAAUAAAGGGAAGACAAAGGACUACGAUGAGGCUUCUGAAGGGGAUUUGUUUGAAAUUGUGUUGGAUAGUAAUAGUUACAGAAAGUCACCAGGCACACCUUUUUAGCCAACAAUAUAUGAUUUUUGUUCUUUAUGGAAGUUGACAUGUUGUUGGCCAAGUAUAUAAGCCUUCUAGCUACAUGAACAAAUGUGAUAUGUAUUCUUUUAGAUGAGGAUUGAAGAUUUUUUUUAACUACUAGAACUUAGAUACGAAUCGAAAUUGGCCAACCAAUGGCGAUAUUUCCU